UUCAGAUGCGUUUGUUACUGAUUACAUAUAUACUUUUACAAAUAAUUAUUAUAAAAAUAAUGGCAUUCAGUACUCAAUUACCGUUAUCAGAUGAUAAAUUAAGUUACAAAUGUAAUUAAAACAAAAAUCAGUUAUUGCAUUUAUUAUUACGCAAAUAUAGCGAUGGCUUUGCUGUGGGUGAUCGUUUUAAGUGUGUUACUACCAGCAGCAUGGGGUUUUGGUUUACAAGCAAAUACCGGAGAUAAUUAUGGUAUUUACGGUGGACACGAAAUUAGUAUCGAAGAAGCCCCCUAUAUGGUGGGAAUAUACGCCAGCACAUUCUUGUAUUGGGUAUUCAGAUUUAAGUGUGGAGGUUCCAUCAUUCACGAAAAAUUCGUUUUGACUGCUGCUCAUUGUGCCGUGGAUUUCUACUCAGUCCAAGUCGCUGUUGGAUCAAACCAUUUAGACCAAGGAGACUUCAUGGCCGUGGAUGUGAGAAUCACUCGCGACUCUUACGACAACUCCUUACUAUUCAACGACAUUUGUCUGUUGAAGCUGGUGAAAUCUAUACAGUUUGGGCCUAAGAUGGCCCCGGUACAGCUGCCUGAGGAUGGAUUUGAGCUGGAUUCUUUUACUCUAGUUAAUGUGACCGGGUGGGGAGAAACUGAAACUGAGUCUUCGGCAGCUACAACUCUCCGCCAAGUAUCAGUACAGAUCUUGCCAGAAUCGUACUGCCCCAUGGACACCGUGAUCUGCGCCGGCUCGCAAGGGCAGGGAACUUGCAAUGGUGAUAGUGGAGGUCCCUUAGUUUACAACAACGUGCUGGUUGGUUUGGUGUCCUACCGUCGACAGAAGCAAUGUGCUGGACCAUUCGGCACCGUCUACAUGAGAGUGGCCAGCUAUUCCGAGUGGAUCAAACGUCAUUUGUCUUAAGAUUGCAUUUUUCAAUUUGACUGUUUUAUUAAACUGACGAAAGAAUA
Messenger RNA from Cydia pomonella (codling moth), 959 nucleotides. RefSeq names its product chymotrypsin-1-like. The record is from RefSeq and is a predicted model, not a curated record. Gene Ontology annotation, molecular function: serine-type endopeptidase activity. The transcript has 5 exons. Gene Ontology annotation, biological process: proteolysis. Bases 163 to 912 code for a protein of 249 amino acids. Lineage: Eukaryota; Metazoa; Arthropoda; Insecta; Lepidoptera; Tortricidae.